This is a messenger RNA of Uloborus diversus, 3066 nucleotides long. RefSeq names its product ATP-dependent RNA helicase DHX8-like (gene pea). The coding region runs from base 13 to 3000 and encodes 995 amino acids. NCBI's taxonomy places the organism in Eukaryota, Metazoa, Arthropoda, Arachnida, Araneae, Uloboridae. Gene Ontology annotation, cellular component: catalytic step 2 spliceosome; intracellular anatomical structure. The transcript has 20 exons. Gene Ontology annotation, molecular function: RNA binding. The record is from RefSeq and is a predicted model, not a curated record. Gene Ontology annotation, biological process: spliceosomal complex disassembly.
ACAAAACAAGUUAUGGAAGAAAUAAAAAAACUUGAAUAUUUAUCACUCGUUUCCAAAAUAUGCACUGAAUUAGAAAAUCAUUUGGGAAUAAAUGACAAAGAUUUAGCUGAAUUUAUAAUUAACUUGGCUGGAAAAAAUGACACUUUCGAAGCAUUUAAGAAAGCUUUAUUGCAAAAUGGAGCCGAGUUUCCUGAUUCUUUUAUGUCAAAUUUACUCCGAAUUAUUCAACAAAUGAAACCCAGCUCCAUAUAUUUUAUUGCCAGUGAAGAUGAACAGUCUACAACAAGUUCUGAAUUACGAAGCCAAAACUGUUUAACUGUACCUGAUAAAGAAAAUGAUAUGGUUAUUGAUCAAUGCAAAGGAGAGCAUUCAAAUUUAUCUGUUAUUUGUGAAGCUGAGCCAUCUAAAAAAGUGGUUCGGGAGAUUUUAAGAAAUCCUGAUAAGCCAUCAAGCUUCCCACUAAUUGCCAAAACAGAUGAUGAUUAUGUGGACAAAAAAAGACCUGUUCAAUGCAUUUCUUCACCUGAGAGAUUUGAAAUAAAACAAUUGUUAGCAGCUAAUGCUAUUGAUCAAUCUGAAUUACCUGAUUUUGAUGAAACUACAGGUGUACUACCUAAAGAUGCUGGUGAUGAUGAAGACAUAGAAAUUGAAUUAGUAGAUGAUGAGCCUCCGUUUCUAACUGGGCAUGGUCAUGCAAACAUGCAAGAUUUAAGUCCCAUUAGAAUAAUGAAGAAUCCCGAUGGCUCUUUGGCACAAGCAGCUACGAUGCAAUCUGCUUUGGCAAAAGAAAGAAAGGAGCAAAAACAACAACAAAAGGAAGCUGAAAUGGAUUCAAUUCCAGCGUGUUUAAAUAAGCAUUGGAUUGAUCCAUUGCUGGACGCCGGAGGAAGGACAUUAGCUGCCAAUAUGCGAGGCAUUAGUUUACCUACACAAGAUUUGCCAGAAUGGAAAAAAUAUGUCACUGGUGGAUCAAAGGCAUCUUAUGGGAAAAAGACUCAAAUGAGCAUUUUGGAACAGAGGCGAGUUUUGCCAAUUUAUAAACUGAAGGAUGAUUUGAUUAAGGCUGUGACGGAUAAUCAAAUAUUAAUUGUAAUUGGUGAGACUGGUUCUGGAAAAACUACACAAAUCACUCAAUACCUUUCAGAAGCUGGAUUUACCGCUAGAGGUAAAAUUGGGUGUACACAGCCACGUCGAGUUGCUGCCAGUUCAGUUGCAAAAAGAGUUGCAGAAGAAUUUGGUUGCAGAUUAGGUCAAGAAAUUGGGUAUACUGUUCGUUUUGAAGAUUGCACAAGCCCUGAAACAGUUAUCAAAUACAUGACAGAAGGUAUUUUACUUCAGGAAUGCUUAAUAGACCUUGAUCUGAAAGGUUAUGCAGUUGUAAUGCUUGAUGAAGCACAUGAAAGGACAAUUUUUACUGAUGUUUUAUUCGGUCUUUUAAAAAAUGCUGUCAAAAGAAGACCUGAACUAAAGCUUAUAGUGACUUCUGCUACAUUAGAUGCUAUAAAGUUUUCUCAGUAUUUUUUUGAAGCUCCAAUAUUUACCAUACCUGGACGUACUUAUCCUGUAGAGAUUUUGUACACUAAAGAACCAGAAAAUGAUUACUUAGACGCAUCUCUGAUUACUGUCAUGCAGAUACAUCUUACAGAGCCUCCUGGUGAUGUUUUGUUAUUCCUCACUGGACAAGAAGAAAUUGACACAGCUUGUGAAAUUCUGUAUGAAAGAAUGAAAACUUUGGGGCCUGGAGUUCCUGAACUUAUCAUUUUGCCAGUUUAUUCUGCAUUACCUAGUGAAAUGCAGACUAGAAUUUUUGAGCCUACUCCACCAGGUUCAAGAAAGGUUGUCAUUGCAACUAAUAUUGCAGAAACUUCAUUAACCAUAAAUGGAAUCUAUUAUGUUGUUGAUCCUGGCUUUGUGAAACAAAAUGUUUAUAAUUCAAAAACUGGAAUGGAUUCCUUAGUUGUGACUCCUAUUUCACAGGCACAGGCCAAACAAAGAGCUGGACGAGCUGGGAGGACUGGACCUGGCAAGUGCUACAGGCUGUACACGGAAAGAUCGUAUCGAGAUGAAAUGCUGACUACUCCAAUCCCCGAGAUUCAGAGAACAAAUCUUGCUUCAAUAGUUCUGCAACUGAAGGCCAUGGGUAUAAACGAUUUGUUGUCUUUUGAUUUUAUGGAUGCACCACCCCCAGAGUCACUUAUUAUGGCUUUAAAACAGCUACAUUUUUUAAGUGCAUUAGAUGAUGAGGGCUUACUGACAAGGCUGGGCAGAAAAAUGGUUGAAUUUCCAAUGGAACCUAAUCUUGCAAAAAUGCUUAUAAUGUCUGUACAUCUAGGCUGCAGUGAAGAAAUUCUAACAGUCGUAUCCAUGUUGUCUGUUCAAAACGUGUUUUACCGACCAAAGAAUAAACAAGCACUAGCAGAUCAAAAGAAAGCAAAAUUUAAUCAAGCUGAGGGAGACCAUCUGACUUUGCUAGCUGUAUAUAAUUCAUGGAAAAAUAACAAAUUUUCCAAUGCUUGGUGCUAUGAAAAUUUUGUACAGUUAAGAACACUUAAACGUGCUCAAGAUGUACGCAAACAACUCUUGGGAGUUAUGGACAGGCAUAAAUUGGAUAUUGUUUCUUGUGGAAAAAAUACUUCUAGAAUUCAGAAAACUAUAUGCAGUAGUUUUUUUAGAAACUCUGCCAAGAAAGAUCCACAAGAGGGUUACAGAACCUUAGUUGAUAGCCAAGUGGUGUACAUUCAUCCAUCAAGUGCUCUUUUCCACCGGCAGCCUGAAUGGGUGGUUUAUAAUGAGCUUGUGCAAACUAACAAGGAAUAUAUGAGGGAGGUAACUACUGUUGAUCCGAAAUGGCUUGUUGAAUUUGCUCCUGCUUUUUAUAAAGUUGCAGAUCCAGCCAAGUUGAGCAAGCACAAGAAGCAGCUUCGAAUUGAACCUUUGCAGAACAGAUAUGAAGAACCUAAUGCCUGGAGGAUAUCACGUGCAAAGAAAAGGAGAAAUUAAUUUUAUUAUUUAUUAAUUGUACAAAAAAAGUGUACAUAUUUUUGCAUUAAAAUUUUUUACAAGGUA